Lachnellula hyalina is the source of this 411-nucleotide messenger RNA. It is a transcript of the gene tcpJ, whose product is annotated as Dipeptidase. The transcript has a single exon. The record is from RefSeq and is a predicted model, not a curated record. Lineage: Eukaryota; Fungi; Ascomycota; Leotiomycetes; Helotiales; Lachnaceae. Gene Ontology annotation, molecular function: metallodipeptidase activity. The coding region runs from base 1 to 411 and encodes 136 amino acids. Gene Ontology annotation, biological process: proteolysis.
AUGGUCAAUUUUAGCCCUGAUUUCGUUUCGUGUACUGCGAAUGAUUCGCCGUCUGGAAUCCCGGAUUUCUAUCCCCAGAACUCGACGUUGAAGCAGGUGGUGAGACAUAUUAUGCAUAUCGGCGAGGAGAUUGGGUAUGAUUACGUGGGGUUGGGCAGUGAUUUUGAUGGUAUUCCUAGUACCCCCGAAGGACUGGAGGAUGUGAGUAAGUUCCCGGAUUUGGUGGCUGAGCUUUUGAAGCAGGGCGUUAGUGAUGGGGAUGCGGGGAAGAUUGUGGGUGGGAAUCUAUUAAGGGUUUGGGGGGCGGUAGACCAGGUUGCGGAGGAGUUGCAGAAGAAAGGGGAGAAGCCGUUGGAGGAUAAAUUACCAAAUUUGUUGCCGGAGGGGAUUGGUGCUUGGAGGGAGUUGUGA